CAUGCUCUAUCCACUGAGCCAAACCAGCCAGGGCAGGACAUUCUUUUUUUUUUUAAUGUGUGAUAUAUAUACGCCCCCCAAAGGGGGCUUGUGCCCUGACAGGGAUUUGAACCUUGACCUCCUGGUUCAUAGGUCAAUGCUCAACCACUGAGCCAAGCUGGCCGGGCUGGACAGGACAUUUUGACCAGUCGAGCCCCUGAGCAGGUGCACUUCCUCCCUAGGGAGGGAGCAGCAGGAGGUGCCCUGGGAGGGAGGUGGGACCAGGCCCCAUAGGAUGGGGGGUUGUCCUUCUUUUCAGUAACGCGGUUUCCCGGCUGCCUGAUCUGUUCACAUUGGUUCUCACAUCAGACGCUCCUGGGUUGGGUUUCUGGUUCACCACCUCAUUGCAACCUGACCAACGGGUGUGGAAGUUUUCUUUCUUUUUUUAAAAAAAUUUUUAUUUAUUGUUUGAUUUUAGAGAUAGAGGCAGGGAGAGAGAGUGAAAGAGAAACAUGAAUUUGUUGUUCCAUGUAUUUAUGCAUUCAUUGGUUGACUGUUGUACGUGCCCUGACCGGGGAUCGAACCCCAACCUUGGCGUGUCAGGACGACACUAACCCAGCUACCCAGCUAGGGCUGAGGUGUGGACGUUUUCUGACAAACCUGGAGCCAAUAGGGAGCAUUUAGGGCAGAAAAUGACACUUUCAGGACUUCUGUUGCUGUAGGGAAAUGGCAUAUGGUCCAAAACACAACGAAACAAGAAGCAGACCAGCAGCUUCCUCCCUCCAGGGGCCAGCAUGUCACCCCGUGGGAACCGCGGUUUUCUGUUUGGGAAGCUGUAGUACAUGUUUUCCUCGCAGGCCCUGCGAUAGUUAGAAUUGUGUGGGUGACAAUGCUUCCCAGGGUGUAAAGGGCUCAAUGCUGCUAUUUCUUUCCUAUAAGGGCUGGGCUUCUUAAGGUGAAUUAAAUGUUGAGAAAAUCGUGAUAGGAUGCUCACCAAAAUGUACCCUCUGAGCCUUUUUGAAGGAUACAGUUCGGCGGCAUUGCGUCCAUUCACACUGUGCAGCCAUCACCACCAUCCAUCCGCAGAACUGUUUUGUUUUGCAAAACUGGAAAUCUGUCCCCAUGGAACACUCCAGGUCUCCUCCCCUCCCAGCCCCUGACAACUUCCUGUCUGUGAACUUGUCUACCCCGGUACCUCAUAGGUGGAGUCAUAGAGCAUUUGUCUUUUGUGAUGACAUUACAGGGUGAAGCAACACCUCCUUCCAGCUGGACACAGACUGGUGAGCUGAAGGGGAAACUCUGAGAUCCCACUGCUGACACCAUGACCUCAGAAGCUGACGGGAUCUGCCCAGAGGACGAAGACUUUGUUGAUGCGGUUGAGUAUUUAAUGGACCCAAGGGACAAAGAGAAACUGCAGCGCCUGCUGAGUGAUGAAUCCUGGAAGAGAUUUGUGGCUUCAGCCGAGCUGUCCUGGGGUGAGGCAGAUGCACUCUAUGCAGACUUGCGCCAGCUGGAAGCACUCAUGGCCGAGGAGGACAAAGACAUGCCCUCAGCAGACCAGCUGCAUCGGGAGAGCUUUAUGAAGGAGUUUCCUCAGGUGAAACAGGACCUUGAGGAACGCAUACGAAAGCUCUACGCACUUGCGGAUGAGGUGGACAAGGUGCACAGGGACUGCACCAUCUCCAAAGUGGCGGCCUCUUCCACCGGUGUUGUGUCUGGCAUCCUGACCAUCGUUGGCCUGUCUCUGGCACCUGUGACAGCAGGGGCUAGUCUGGUGCUUGCGGCAACUGGGGCGGGACUGGGGACAGCAGCUGCUGUGACCGGUGUGACCACUGGCAUCGUGGAGUAUUCAAAGAACAAGUCAGCAAAAGCCGAAGCCAGGCGCCUAGUGCCAACUGGCAGUGACACAGAGAAGGUGGUCGAGAAGGUUGUAAGUCGCAGCACACCCAAAAUUGCUUCCUUUGCAGUGAAUUGCUACCAAUCCGUGAAAAAUAUUGUGAAGAAUGCCCGUGCCUUCAAUCUGGCCAAAUCCAAUCCUCUCUUAGCAGCUGAGGCCAGGAGCUUCAUGAGCACGGGGGCAAUGUCAGCCCAAGGUGGCAAUCAGCUGCAGAAAGCUUUUGAGGGCACUGUUCUGGCCAUGAGCAAAGGAGCCAGGGUCUUUGGUUUUGCCGCUGCAGGUUUUUUCCUUCUCAUGGAUGUAGUGAACAUAGUGCGAGAGUCAGUGCACUUACAUAAGGGCGCAAAGGGUCACUCAGCUGAAGAGUUGAGGCAGCAGGCCCAGGAGCUGGAGUGGAGGUUGGAAGAACUCACCCGCAUUCACGAAAGACUACAGAAUCCCUGACUUCAUGUUCCCCAGACAGAGCAGGGAGCAGGGAGCAGGGGUGUGUGGGAGACAAAGGCAUGGACUUACCUUGUUAGGAAGCAUAGUAACCUCCCUCUUGGGUAAAAACUGCCCUUUAAAAUUUUAACCCUGCUAUUCUGGCUUCUGUAAACGUUUGCGUGCUUAAAUAACAGGGAAAAAUAAGACUACUCCCAUUCCAGAGAGGCCAUAAGCUAUGCCCCAGACAGAGUUGUCAGUGCUGGCGCCAGGCCAGGCCUUGAGGUCUGGUCUCACGGCCCUGGCCCAGCACACAGGACUUUUUCUCAGAAGGUCCGGAAGUCUUGUUCCAAAUUCG
Myotis lucifugus (little brown bat) is the source of this 2654-nucleotide messenger RNA. Its product is annotated as apolipoprotein L2-like. Lineage: Eukaryota; Metazoa; Chordata; Mammalia; Chiroptera; Vespertilionidae. Gene Ontology annotation, molecular function: lipid binding. The record is from RefSeq and is a predicted model, not a curated record. The transcript has 4 exons. Gene Ontology annotation, biological process: lipid transport; lipoprotein metabolic process. Gene Ontology annotation, cellular component: membrane; extracellular region. The coding region runs from base 1301 to 2320 and encodes 339 amino acids.